Molecule: messenger RNA, 984 nt
Organism: Amoebophrya sp. A25
Lineage: Eukaryota; Dinophyceae; Syndiniales; Amoebophryaceae
Source: the annotation of a GenBank genome assembly
AUGGUUAGUUCUCGAAAAGGAAGCCAUGACCCAGCUGACAGACGACGGACGAAUAACGGCCCUCAACCGGAUGAAUCGACACGCGAUCAAGUCAUGACUACGAGACUGAAUGCACGUACUUUGAUGCUUAUGAGGUCACGAGAGUGAAAAAUGCACGUAUUCUGUUACGCUGCUUCAACAUCAGAACGCAUGACUAUUGCAACUUCUUCUAUAUCUUAACACAGGACGCCCGAACAGAAGGCAUGCUGUUAUUUUUACUCCAGAACAGGCAGAACGCGAGUUCGCAGCUGUUCGGGAGGAACUAGCUGUUCGGAUUGCAGUGGUACUUUUAUAUGCUGUAGUAACUUUUGAGCUACCCUUCUUUCUAGAAGAUGACACGAAACUCCACUAUGUACCCAUAGACGCAUAGUAUGCAAAAUUCCAGAUUUUUGACGACCCAAGAACCUCCUGUUACAACAACAAAAACCACCCACAGACCCCAGAUGUCGAUCGUGCGGAAGAAAAUACUAGCAGCGCCACCUCUGGCCGAUCUACACCACAGAGAUCUCCUAGAGAUAGUGCUGCUGGUCUGGAACCAGGUCUCGUCCUACCGCAUGUCGAAUUUGGUUAAGGCUUCGUUUAAUUCAUCUUGAGAAGCAUCGUCUUUGGUCGUCCCUAUCUUUCUAAAAAGGGAAGGAAAGCACUCCAAAGAUGCUCUUCAAGAUGCUUUUAGGCAAGCGCUAAAUUGGCUUAUCCAAUAGCGAGUUCGGAUUCAACCUAUUUUCUUCUGCGACGACACCUCUAGAGGGAGAUCAAAACAGUGUAGACGGUCAUUUCGACGCUGGACGGGAAAGUGUUGCUUAUGCUGGCCUGCAAUUUAACUUCGUGUAUCAGACAUUUACAUGCAGUAUGAUUUGUUCGUACACGAUUAAGUACAGUGAUUCUUUCAUAAUGAUCGGUUUUACAACCAAAGUAGAUACGAUUCCAACUACCACGACAAUCUGA